CAGGAAGCAGGAAGAAGCUCACUGGCUGCUGUCCGCAACUUGAGUCCGUGUGAGGUCAGUGUGAAGCGGCUCCCGUCCUUUCCUGGCCGCCGGUGUGUGUGUGUGUGUGUCUCUCACUCCAUGUCCGCCGUGUAAAAAGCUGCUCUACCCGCAGUCUUCAGCUGUCUCACCGGAUCCCAGCGCCGUGGGAUGAGUUUUAUUAAUAACUGGAGGCGAAGCGUGAGGAAGGAUGACAGCAACAAGAGUGCUGAGCAAGCUCAAGACAUCCCUGACAGCCAGGACUCCCUGAGCCGGCUGUCUGUCUUAAGCGGUCCAGAGCUGGACCCCAUCAUCACCGACUUCAAGUUACAGCUGCCGGGGAACAGUGACGCUCAGGGGUCAAUGAAUCCAUCAUCAAACGGGUGCUCUCGGUCCGACCUGUCUUUGGCUCUGGAGGACUGCAUGGCUGCCCUCGAUCUGUUCCUCAGAAAUGAGUUUGAGGAGGCGCAGGCCCGCCUCUUGAGCAGAUCCAAAGACAGCAUGUACCAUGCUCUGACCUACGCUACUAUUUUAGAAAUGAAGGCAAUGAUGACCUUUGACCCCCAACAUAUUCUGACUGCGGGCAGUACUAUGAAGGAGGCGCAGGCUCUCUGUCAGCGAAACAGAAGAAAGUCAAGCUUCUCAAAAACCUUCACCGAAGAGGAACUCCAUGCCGAGGUUUGCUAUGCUGAAUGUCUCCUGCAGAGGGCAGCACUCACCUUCCUUCAGGAUGAAAACAUGAUUAACUUCAUCAAAGGAGGCAUUAAAGUGAGGAACAGCUACCAGACAUACAAAGAGCUCCACACCAUCCUGAAGUCUUCUGGAUACACUCACGGCGACAAUCACGGUCAUUUUGAGGGCGGCGUUAAACUGGGAGUUGGAGCCUUCAAUCUAAUGAUUUCCAUGCUGCCCACACGGACACUUAAGCUGCUGGAGUUUGUAGGAUUCUCCGGUAAUAAGGAGUUUGGUCUUCAGCAGCUUCAGGAGGCUUCUGCAGAAAGCACCUUCAGGUCGUUCCUGUGUAAUAUGCUCCUGCUGUGUUAUCACACAUUCAUGAGUUUCAUAUUGGGAACUGGGGAGGGAGAUGUUAAGGAUGCAGAGAGACUUUUGCAACCAUAUCUGAAGAAAUACCCCAAGGGAUCCAUCUUUUUGUUCUUUGCUGGUCGGAUAGAGGAGAUUAAAGGCAACCUGGAUGCUGCGAUCAAGCUCUUCGAGGAGUGCUGUGAGGCUCAGCAGCAGUGGAAACAGUUUCACCAUAUGUGCUUCUGGGAGCUGAUGUGGUGCUUCACUUACAAGAGGCACUGGAAGAUGGCUUAUUUCUACGCUGACAUGCUAAGCAAGGAGAACUCAUGGUCCAAGGCUACCUAUGCUUACAUGAAAGCAGCCUAUCUCGGCAUGCUGACUGCAGAUGACUGCCUUACCUUUGGGGAGACUGCACUAACUCUGUUCAGGCAGGUCCCUGGGCUGAAACAGAAAAUUGCAGGAAAAUCGUUGCCCACAGAAAAGUUUGCAAUCAGGAAAGCCCGCCGCUACUUUGGAGAAAAUCCUGUUCCUCAUCCAGCUCCUCCACUGGAAAUGAUGUACAUCUGGAACGGCUACACAGUCAUUGGCAAACACAAAGACCUAACUGAGGGCAUGCUAAAAACCCUGGAUGAAGCGCAGGCAACUCUUGAAAGCCUCCCAAGGACAGAGUACUCCAUAGAUGAUCAUUGUCUGUUGAGCCUUUUGAAGGGCCUAUGUCUCAAACACCUGGGACACCAAGAGGAGGCUGAACACUACUUCACCCUCGUCCUCUGCAAUGAGACUCAGAUAAAAUAUGACCACUACCUGGUACCUAAUGCCCUACUUGAACACAGUCUGCUGUGUCUGGAGCAGGGGAGAAAAGAUGAAGCUAUUAAACUACUAGAAGCAGCAAAGAACAAUUACAAAAACUACUCCAUGGAAUCACGGACGCACUUCCGUAUCCAGGCUGCUUUGCAAAAAGCUAAGGGAACUGUGGAGAACGGCGUCCAUGUUCCUUCCAGUCCAUAACAGACAGAGGACGCCACGAGUGCAGUGACAGCUUUCCGUUUCUGCAGUCCCACAGUGCAACAACCCAGCUAUACCACCUGUUUGGGCUGAAGAGAUUAUUUUAGUUGUUCAUCAAAUGUGGAGGCUAUUGUUGUUUUUUUGUUUUUGUUUAUGUUGUUUGGUUGUAUGUGUGCCAUUGGUGUGGAUAUCUCCAGCUCUGACUGGCCUUAACUGACUCCUUCCUCUGAUUUCUGCACCCUCUUUGAGAGAAAUAUUACACUGAGUUUCACUUCCUGAUCUGAUUUCAAACAGAAAAGAGUUGAAAGUGGGUUUUGUGUUUAUGACACACUGUUGUCUUUCACUGUGGCUACUCACAAUGAGUGCAAAAGAAUAGCAAACAAAGUCAGAUUUCUAUGAAUUAAAUUACAGGUUUUUCCUCUACCACUAUGGAGAAGCCUAUUACAGUAUUUCCUAUUUUUCCAAUUUGGGUUAAGUAAAGAAUAUUAUUAAGGUGGCAUAUAAUUAUUUUGUGAUAAAAUUAUUAAAAUCUUGCAGAUAUAAUUUUGCUAUGUAUCACAUUUUAUAGCCAGCUUGACCAAAUUUUUAAAAAUUUUACAUUUAUAGUUUUAUUAAGUUUGUGUACUUAUUGGUUCUCUGUGUUUGCUAGAAUAAUUGAGCCUUUUAUUUUUCAAUUCUUUGAAAUACAUGAAAUACUGGAUGGUAAGAAUUUAUGAAUUUAGACCACUGUGUUAGACAACAUGAAACUGAAACCAUCAGUUCUGAAAACCUCUACUAUUUAUUUUCUCUUUGCACAGACCUUUGCAAACUACCCACAUGACACUCAACUCUCCAAAGUCCAAAAGCCAGCAAGACUUGCAGACGUUCUUUAGAUUUCCCUACUGUGAAUGGCACCUUUUACACAGAUUGUCCUGUUUUAAGAGGACAGAUAAACAUGUCUUUUAGAAAGGCAGACUCCCUUCUUUUCACCUCCUGGAUUGUGGGAUUGGUUCCAACGCUACUUGAGCUUGAACAAACGGGCCUUUCAAAGUGAUCGGGGCUGUGCACUUGUCCGCCUGCUGCAUCUUUUUCAGGUUAAAGGAAACUCUUAACCACAACAAGCCACUAAAACCUUUACAGAUUGUGAGAAUCAUCUGUUGACAUCCUUUGCUCCCCUAUGAGCUACCUCUUUCCUAGAACUACCUAGGAGGGACUCGAAAGUUGCAACCACAUCCUGCUUUAGAUUAUUUGUUUACGAACAAAAACGGUUCUCCUCUUACUUGAUUAGUAGAUGGGUUAUUGAGAAACGUUGUACAGAUUUAACAGCCUUUUACGAAAUCCAGUGGUGUCUGGAGAGUUGGAAUGAUGAUUUAUUUAUAUACAAGAAAAUGUUGGGAUAUAGGUUGAUUAGUUGGAGUCAGUUUCAAAAUAUAUUUUAAUGGUGGAGGAACUGUAAUCCUAGAAUUGUUAGAACUGCAGUCAGCCAGUAAAAUAUUAAACUUUGUAUUCUGAUUAUUAGUAAAAAGUAUAUUUUAAUUUGCCCUCUGAUUUUACACAUGCUGUAGCUGGAAGAAAUUCUAAACUAAAAGCUGUUGGUGUUUACGCUCUGUAUAUUGUAUUGAGCAUGGUUAUACACUGAGCAGAAUGACAUUCCUGUACAUGUUUUUUGUUGUAACUUCUGAUGAAAUUAUGAUGUGCAACUGAACAACCUA
This is a messenger RNA of Girardinichthys multiradiatus, 3737 nucleotides long. RefSeq names its product tetratricopeptide repeat domain 39A (gene ttc39a). Gene Ontology annotation, molecular function: protein binding. Lineage: Eukaryota; Metazoa; Chordata; Actinopteri; Cyprinodontiformes; Goodeidae. The record is from RefSeq and is a predicted model, not a curated record. The transcript is spliced from 21 exons. Bases 190 to 2049 code for a protein of 619 amino acids.